AGAAGUUUAUUUAAUAUGACGAGCACGUGACAAACUCUUACGUUUCAUGGAACUGGGUCGUGCAACACACACGAACUGCAGUGUUACCACUACUGUUCACAUGCUCGAUGUCAUUAGAUUCAAACUGUUCGGGCUCGAAAAGUUAGUUAGUUGAAAAAACAGUUCGUGAAAGUGGAUAACCUUUGUAAAGUGUAUUCAGGUGCAUCGUUCAGAGUUUAGGAAAUAGAACCGAUACGGUCAAGUGAAUCAAUUUUAUAGACAUCAACGAACAAAGAAACUAAUGCCUGAAAAUUUAGUGUUACCGAUACCAAUUCUGUAACCAGGAAAUAGUUCGGUAUUUAUAAGGACACUCAGGUGACCACCAAAGGACGUAAAAGUCACAACAAACACUCGUAGUUUAAACAACAAUGUUUAUCUCCUUCGUAUUUAUGAUGCCGUUUCUGGGUUCAAGAGGACAAGCGGAAUCAUUAUCAAAAGCUCUAGAAGCUGAUGCUAGUGAUGUCACUUGGGCUCAUGCUGUAAACAGCCGUCGAGAACUGGAAAGUUACCUGGCAAGUGACGUUGCAUUUUUGGAAGCUGAUGUUUUGUUAGGACACGUAAAAGGCAAAGAGUCCAGUCCGGCCGUUCCUAUUAUGGCUCAUCCUCCCUUGAAUACCUCGGAUAUAACUUUGGAAGAUUGGAUUGACACUGUCAUAGCAAGUGGAAAACGAAAGGGCGUGAAACUUGAUUUUAAAGUACUCGAUGUUUUGGAAGAAUCAUUACAAAUUUUGGAAUCUCGAAAAGAAGAGCUUCAUCAACUCUGGUUGAAUGCUGACAUUCUUCCCGGACCAGUUGAUGCCAACACACAUCCUGUUAACGCCAGUUCAUUUCUGUAUUUGUGCAACCGAUACUUUCCCACAGCUACGCUCUCUGUAGGAUGGACAACACAGUUUAAACCUAACGGCACUUACCUUUGGAAACACGUCCACCAGAUGGCGGAAUUGUUAAGAUGUACGGGAAUCAAUCAGUCGGUUACAUUUCCGGUCCGUGCUGCAUUUGUCGGACUCUCUCUACACAAACUACAAUGGCUCGUAAGCGUUGUCCAACAUUCGACGUUGACAGUAUGGAGCUCCUCUUGGGAUGCUGUAGAUGUCAAAGAUCUACUGAAACUACGAACUUUACUCCCGAAAUUGAAAGUCUUUUACGACUUGCCUGAGCCUUUAUACUCUUCUUUUCAACACAAAAAAGACUCGACGAAAGAAAUUCAAAAAUUGUCCACAUUUGAUGAAUCAAGUUGGUUUAGUGUGCGUUUGAAUAAGAAUGAAUCUAACUGUAGAUCAGACCCAUUUAUUAGCCCUCGUACUGUUUUGUUCACAGGAAACAACAUGUUUCCAUACAUCACGAAGAAUACUUUUGAAGUUGAUUCCUACACUUCGCUAGAGAUUGGCUGUAAACUUAGUUAUUUUACAACAUAUAAAUCAACUAAUUCAAGAAAUCACGAACAUGAACCUCCCAAUUUAAAGUUUUUACUGCCCGGAAUCAGAUCUUACCCUGUAGUAGCAGCUGAUAACAAAGAUGAAAUUAAAGAAAAUGAACAAAAAACUUUACUUUCUGCUUCAGUGUUCAGCUCAGAAUUUAAUAGAUCAGAUUUAGAAGAAGUAUGUCACAUCGUGUCAAUAUUCGUAAAAACUGGAGUUAAAAUAAAGACACGGAAAGUGUCUUGUGAAUCCGACGAGAUCUCUGUUUCCUCUUCAUCUAAACAGCUAAUCACGACUUACGAAACUUCCUUUUAUGUUUCCCAACCAAUAGGAAUAGGUUUUGUGUUUGAAGGGAAAAGUUCUGAUGGUGUAGCUUUAUAUGAUGUAGAAGUAAAAGGCAAACAAACUGGAGUUAAUUCUGCUGUUUAUUUUCAACUGAAGUCUGUUGUGUUUAUGAUUACCUUGUUGUGUACUAUGACACAAAGUUUUUGAAUACGAUAUUAGUAAAAAACAGAUUAUUUGUAUGAAUUAAUAAGCCCAAAUUAUGUUAGUUGUAAAGUUUAUUCAACUUCACCAGCAGAAGAAGAACAUCACAGAAAACUAAUGUAAAUAUGUAAUAAGAAAACAAAGUUGUAUUGUAUGUAGAAGAUAAGUGAUUUCAUACAAUAUUGUUGUUAUAACAAACAAAAACAUAAAAUUACUCAACAUGAUGCAAUAAGUGGACAUCACCGGUAGAGAAUUGCAUAAAAGUAAAUCGCUAAUUUAAGUUUCAACUUGUCCAGGAGCCUAUAAUAUAUAAUAAACAAAAACAAAAUAAAUUAGUAACUAAUAAAUAAUUGAAAAAUAGGUACACAACUUACCUGUUUGUAUCACGAGAUUGAAUGUAGGCCUAAAGAAAGUACUAGUUUACAUAAAAUGUAUAAGGUUUUUUUUUCAUUUCUUACUGAAAUAGGCGGCGAAACCAGGGUAGCCAUAGGGACACGUUUUUACCUUACUUUUUUAGCAAAUUAGAAAAGUUCCUCUCUUCAAAAAAUAAAAAUUGUUACAUUAGAAACAAAAUAAAAUUAGUAAAAAGCAAGUACAGCCUAAAAAUAUAAAAUGGGUUGGAGUUUCCAGCAUUUUUAUUACUGAAAUAUCAGUAUAAAUGCGUAAGGUGCCGCUAGUGCUUCCGCCGCCUAUGUUCACUGGACGUAGAAAAUUACUUUUAGUUUGAACUGUACAAAUCCUGUAUUGAAGUAAAAUAUUAAAAUUAUAAUUUUCCCAAAGAAGAUAAAUUUUAUUGACCCUUACAUAAUAAAUUUUUUUUGUGUACCAUAUACGGAUGUUCCCGAACAAUCAGAAUACCGUAAUCACUUUUAUGUCUGGAGUCGUAUGGCAUGAUUUGAACUUUUACUGUGUUUUAGUGCCUAGAAAUAAAGAUUC
This is a messenger RNA of Limulus polyphemus (Atlantic horseshoe crab), 2879 nucleotides long. RefSeq lists its product as uncharacterized. The record is from RefSeq and is a predicted model, not a curated record. Lineage: Eukaryota; Metazoa; Arthropoda; Merostomata; Xiphosura; Limulidae. Bases 408 to 1949 code for a protein of 513 amino acids. The transcript has 3 exons.